This is a messenger RNA of Leptopilina heterotoma, 1041 nucleotides long. RefSeq names its product transmembrane protein 17B-like. The coding region runs from base 380 to 928 and encodes 182 amino acids. Gene Ontology annotation, biological process: non-motile cilium assembly. Gene Ontology annotation, cellular component: ciliary transition zone. The record is from RefSeq and is a predicted model, not a curated record. Lineage: Eukaryota; Metazoa; Arthropoda; Insecta; Hymenoptera; Figitidae. The transcript has 5 exons.
UCCUUUAGACCUAGUUUGUUUACAUUCUGAUUCUGAAUAAUAUGAAUGUUUUUUUUGUAUAUAAUAUUUAAUAUUUAUUAAUAAAUAAUUGUUCCAAAGUUUACUUAAUGUUUAAAAUGAAUUUAGUAAAGAAUUUUUAAUGAUCGCGUUAAACAUUUCGGAGUUUUCUUUAAAUAUUUAUUUUGAUAAAGUUGACAUAUGAACUUAAAUAUGUUGACUGAAUUUUACAUCGACGUUCGAGGGUAAUGAAAGAACCCUUCACAUUAGAUACAAAAUAACAACGAGACUCUAAAGAAAUUCACAUGAACAUACGAUAAUGGUUCCUUUCAAGAAAUUCUUUUUCCUGUUCAGAUAGACAUAUAGUAAAAACGAAUGAAAUAUGUUGAGGAAUUCUAUUAUUAGCGCAUCUGAUCGCAUUUUUCCUGGCUUAGUUUAUCAUCACCAUAAUAAAGAGUUCUUUGACAUUGGAAUCGAAGUGAGAUCCAAUUUAUUAUUGCAAAUAUUUCUAUACUUCAAUGUAUGGUUCUACCCAGUUUGGAUUUGGAUUCUUCUAUGCAGCCUGGAUGCAAAAUACUACAAAUUAGGUGAUGUCUAUCAAUUCAUAAGUGUUGCUGUUUUUAUUGCCGUAACUAUUUUAGAAGGCGUGAGAUUAUAUCUGGGUUACCUGGGAAAUUUAGCAAUAAAAAUUCCUGAACUGGCAAGUUUUUGGUUAAUAUCAACAUUACUGCAACUUCCACUCGAGUUGUUUCUCAUUUUUGAUACAAAAAACAUUCCUGUGUUAAGUGAAAAAAUUGCUAACAUUCUGGCAAUAAUUUUUCUACUUGGAGAAAUUAUAACAGGAACAAUGGCAUUAAGAAAUUUAGCUGAUUCGCAUGCUAAAAGAUUUUACAUAGGACAAUUAUAUGGAGUGGAAGAUAAAUUAGACUAAUUUUUAUUUCUUUUAUUUUUAAACAUUAAAUUUAUAUUUUUACUAUAUUUUAGGUGAAAUUAUACUGAAUAUUGUAUUAUUCAUUUAAAUAAAUCUUGUAUUUGGAAAGUUUA